Messenger RNA from Diaporthe amygdali, 2010 nucleotides. RefSeq names its product Transcriptional regulatory protein SEF1. Gene Ontology annotation, biological process: regulation of DNA-templated transcription. Gene Ontology annotation, molecular function: transcription cis-regulatory region binding; DNA-binding transcription factor activity, RNA polymerase II-specific; zinc ion binding. The coding region runs from base 1 to 2010 and encodes 669 amino acids. The transcript is spliced from 4 exons. Gene Ontology annotation, cellular component: nucleus. NCBI's taxonomy places the organism in Eukaryota, Fungi, Ascomycota, Sordariomycetes, Diaporthales, Diaporthaceae. The record is from RefSeq and is a predicted model, not a curated record.
AUGUCCAACGGGGAGUCGCGUGAGUCGCUCGACCUGUUGGCCUCGGCCGCGGAGCAGUCAUCACCUCAGUCUCGCAUCAAGAGGAACACCGCCUGCGUGUCGUGCAGAGACUCCAAGGUGAAAUGCAAUGCGAGCACCGUACCUGGCCAGCCUUGCCAGCGCUGCCAGAAGCUGAAGCUGCGCUGUGUGGUUGAUAAGUCUCACAAGAGAGUGAGCAAGCGGAGUAAAUUCGAUGAGCUCGUUCAGGAGGUUCAGAGCAUUAAACAGGCUGUGGCUCCCCAGUCAUCGUCUUCAACUCCUCACGGCCAACUCCCCCUCCCCCCUAUUCCAGCACAGACACCACAUUUACCGAGCCCCCGGGCGGACCAGGCACGCCUGUACUCUUCCGCCGUCUUCUCGUCCGGAGUAUCACCAUUGGCCUCCAUCCCGUCCUUCAGCAAUGCUCCACCCCCACGAACUUUCCCAGAAGCCUCGUCCGUCCCUGCAUUGACUCCCGGCCCCUUGACCACCCCGUCUUCUGCCAGUAGCCGUCCUGCGCAGCCUAGAGCACUGAAGUCGAGGGUAUUCUCCAGUGAAGAUAUCGAUCGGUACUUCGAUCAAUAUUUUGAACACUUCCACCCAUACUUCCCGGUCGUACGCAUUAGGGAGCCAGACGCCGUAUAUAAUGCCGGACCAGUUCUUUUCUGGGUAAUUGUCGUCACAGCCUGCAGGAAGUCGACACACGAGGGCGGAAUAUUUGAUUUCCUAGUCGAUGCAGUUAGGAACGAGAUAUGGGGGAGCGUAUCCGACCCGCCUGUCUCUCUGGCCACGAUCAAUGCAUUGUUGAUUUUGAGCGUCUGGCCGCUGCCUACCAUUCGCUUUAUGAAGGACCCGUCCCCAAUCUACGUGUCACUCCUCAUGAACAGCUGUUACAUGCUUGGAAUUCAUACUGGCCGCGGAGACUUUCCGACGCAGGUAUACCCGGCAUAUCGUCUGUCUGUCAGUGACGAGGAGGCUGUGUAUUCUUGGGUGGGGUUCAACAUCAUCUCGCAGCGCGUGUCGACGUAUAGUGGCACGCCUUCUACGGGUCAGUACUUCAACAGCACGAUUGAGAGUAUCCUCGACAGAACGAGCCCCAUCAAGAUUCCGAUGUAUUUCUACAUCCAACUGGAAAGUGCUGCGUUCCUACAUAGGGUGGGGAGAACUGUGGCUGCCAACCUCGAGCAAGGGAAAGGGAUUUCUCAUCAUGUUAUUGAACAGCUAGAGGAAGACUUCCAGAAGGUUCAGGGCCUCAUGUCUGCAGGCAUCUCAGAGGUGGAUCAAUUCACCAUCCUUUCCACACUUCUAGAGCUUCAAGUCUUCUACUUUAUGCCAAUUCCCGGCUUCAGUCAGGAGGCGUUCAAGCGCAACGCCCUACGCUGCCACACCACCGCACAGUCAGUCAUCAGGCUCGCGCUGAAGCUCAACAACGAAAUCGGCUUCCUCACCCACUCGCCCCAUUUCGUCUGCCGCUCCCUGCUGUCGGCAGCCUGCAUUGUGAUAUCGGCGCUGCUAUCCCCAUCUACAAAGGAGGUCGUUGACCGCCAGAUUCAAGACUCCGGGACGACCCCAGACAUGGUGGUCAACGAAGCGCUCGCCGGAGUGAGACUGUGCAGCGUCCAGGACGGCGACCUGCCCGUCCGCGCGGCCAAGAUGAUGGAGAGCGCGUGGAGCGUGCGCGACAUCCUGCCCGCGACGGAGCUGUCGCGGCUAGGCCAGAUGGACGUCUCGCACCGGCUCGGGAUGGGCCUGCCGCUAGACUGCAUCCGGAGGUGGAAGCGCCAGAUGGAGCAGACCCGUCCGGACAAAGUUACUCCCCAGCCCGGCGCCGGCGGUAACGGCGGCAUGGCAGAAGGGGCGGGCAACGCCGCCGUGGCGAGCGCCGCCGAGAUGCUGGCCGGCGAUCCAUUCUCGAGGGUUGACUGGGACGCGUUCAUGAAGGAUUUCGACAUGAACUUUGACCCGGCCCUCAUGGACACCGUUGUCGCCUAG